AGGGUUAGCAGCGUUAGCUUUAUGGAUGCGUCGAGGUUGAGGACGGUUGUGUUGUCGAGUCUCGGGUCAAUGUUUUAACCGCUGAAGUAACAAUGAGUUCAGUUCAGAAUUUGAGUGGGUUUAUAAACGAGCGACUAACUGCUGCUGCUGAAGAAAUAUUCACAGAGUUUGAAAAAACCAUCGUCCAGUGCGAGGAAGAGAUCGAUCGUCAGCGCAGACUGCUGGAUGUCAUCUGGAAACCACAGAUAACGAUACAGACAACAGACUUCCCACAGCAAUACGUCUGUAAUAAAGAGGACUUUCUCACUGACCAGCAGCCCUGUGACCUGGAAAAGAGCUCCAUUCUGGACCAGAAGGAUCAAGAGCCUCCACAGAUUAAAGAGGAACAGGGGGAGCUUUGCAUCAGUCAACAAGGAGAGCAGUUUCCACUGAAGCAGAAGACGUAUACAUUUAUGCUGGUGCAAUGCAAGUCCAAAUGUGAAGAAAUAUUCGGAGUCUUUGUAAAAACAGUCGUCCAGUAUGAGGAAGAAAUUGACCGUCAGCGCAAACUUCUUAAUAUCAUCCAGAAACCGGAAGUAAAGUUACACAGAAUAGACCUCCCACAACAAGAUGUCCGUAAGGAUGAAGAGGUUCUUGAUGACCGGCAGCUCCGUAAACAGGAGAGCAACUUCAGUCUGGACCAGGAAGAACCAGAGUCUUCACUGAUUAAAGAGGAACAGGAGGUGCUCUGCACCAGUCUGGACCAGGAUGGCCGAGAGUUUCCACAGAUUAAAGAGGAACAGGAGGACCUAUGCACCAGUCGGGAUCUGGAGGACUCAGAGCCUCCACAGAUUAAAGAGGAACAGGACGAACUCUGCACCAGUCAGGAGGGAGAGGUUCUUGUAGUGAAGCUGGAGACUGAUACCUUUAUGGUGACUCCUUCUUGUGAGGAAAGUGACCACAGUGAAACAGAACCAAACAGUGACCAGCUUCUCUCUCACAGCUCUCCUGUAGCUGAGGGCCUAAAUCAGGGAGGAAGCAUGCAUGUAGACACAGGAUCACUUACAAAUGCAGAGUUUCAGCUGAAGCCUAUAAAAUGCGAUGUUUGUGGAAAAGCCUUUAAGGACAAGUACCACUUGAAAAAACAUUACAGAAUCCACACAGGUGACAAGCCAUAUGCUUGUAACACUUGUGGGAAGAGGUUUUAUGAAAUUUAUUUAAUGAAAUAUCAUCAGAGAACUCACACAGGUGAGAAGCCAUAUUCUUGUGAAAUGUGUGGUAAGAGUUUCAGAAAAAGUGGUAAUCUGACUAUCCACAUAAGAACUCAUACAGGUGAGCGACCAUAUCUUUGUAACACCUGUGGCAAAAGAUUUACUGAUUCAUCAACAUUUAAAAAGCAUAAGGCAAUCCACACAGGUGAGAAGCCCUAUUCUUGCAAAAUAUGUGGAAAAGGUCUCUCAAGUAACUCAGUUUUGUUGGUCCAUAUGAGAACCCACACAGGUGAGAAGCCAUACCUCUGCACCACUUGUGGCAAAAGAUUUACAGAUUCGUCAACAUAUAAAAAGCAUGCGGCAAUCCACACAGGUGAGAAGCCCUAUUCUUGCAAAAUAUGUGGAAAAGGUCUCUCAAGUAACUCGGUUUUGCUGGUCCACAUGAGAACCCACACAGGUGAGAAGCCUUACCUUUGCAAAACCUGCAAGAAAACCUUCAGUUCCAUGUCAGCUUUAAAAAAGCACAUGAGAGUCCACACAGGCGAGAAACCAUACCUUUGUAACAUGUGUGGGAAAAGGUUCUCUGACUCAUCAGCAUUUAAAAGGCAUACAGCAAUCCACACAGGUGAGAAGCCCCAUUCUUGUGGAACAUGUGGGAAAAGUUUCACUCACAGGUGAGAAGUCGUAGUCUUGAAUCACCUGUAGGACCUAAGCGUGAAAAUUUGUUCCAGUUCAAAAUAGAUCUUUCAGAUUUUAAGCACCUUUAGACCGUGUUUCAGCAACCAUCCUGUGAGCAUAUUGCAUGUCACACAGUAAGAGAUAACUCCAGAUCGAUCAAAUAUUAGAUCUUGACUGAAAUAGUCCCUUGUAUUUACAGGUUAAUGUCAAACCUUCCUUUGUGAAUGCUUGUGUAGAAUCUGGGUGCUACAAUGUAAAUAGAAAAAAGCCUUAGAGGAGAGGACCUCAAAAAUGUUAUGCAGCAGCAGGAUAGAAGAGUGUUUGUCCUCAUUUGUACACAUUAACAACCUGCUGGUUUAAUCUUAACUUUCUUGAUGAUUCUAUUUGUGAUUUUUGUCUGCCACAAACUCACAACACUGUUGACUGCUCCCCUUAGAUGUUGGAUUUUCUCUGACCUUAGGAUAGACACUACCACUGUCUGGGAAGUCCUCUUUUUAAUGCAGAACCUAGUAAACAUUAACGUGCUCAAGUUUUGCACCUUGGUUUAAUUUUUGGGAGAAAAAGAGCAGCUGGAUUCCCGUGAUCCAAAAAACCUUAGCAAUCACAACAGUGACUGUGGAGCCAAACCAUUCGAUGAUGCUUCUGAGUUUAGCAGAAACCAACUCGAUAAUUUCUGAAUGUUUAAGUUGGGAUUAGAUGCUUGUACAGAAAACUUUAGUUCCAGCAUGUUUUCUUAACAUAUUUUGGUAAAGAAGCCUUUUCCUUGCAGCUUUGUCUUGUUCAGAUAGAUUCAUAUCAAUCUUUUGUCUGUAUGUUAAAUAUAGGUAACUAGUUAGCUUAUCAUAAAGGUGGACAAUGGACCUGCUAAUUAUUUGUGUAAUCUGAAGUGUAAAACCACCACGUGGCUUUAGCAGAUCUGGGAGUACUGUCAGUCUUCUCAGCUAAAAACGCAAACAUAUUUUCUAAAAGGUCAAACUCCUGCUUUCAGAAAGACUCGCACACUGUCUAACUUGCAAAACUACAUUUAUUUGCAAUGCUUUGGUGCUUUAUCAGGUCAAUUAUGAGUAACCCCAGACUGUCUGGAACUGGACAACAAACCUCAACGAAUAUAUGUUUAGCUAAAAAAGGGGAACAUGCAGAUAACAUUUACAGUAUGCAUACAUACAGUAUGUUGUGAAUUGGUGAUAAAUAAACAAAGUGGAAUGGAUUUGAACUGAAUGUUUGAUCCCACAGAGGACCAAUGACAAGAUGUCCUGAUGGGCGUCACUGAAAUGUACAGCUAUGGGAUUAUCAGAAUCAUUCCAGUGUAUUGUGCUUUUAUGCUCACCAAUCUGUUGUUUUAUAUUUCUAGUGGUUUUCCCCCCAACACGUGAUGCACAACCAAUGACGCUGUUGUUGGAAAAUAUAUUAUUUGUAUGUGUAUUAGGUUUAAUGGUAUUAUUGCACUGUGCACAGCAGUAGUUUCCAUUUGGAAGAGGGUGUAAGCAUGUCUGUGUUACUUGACUGGAUUUCUCCUUCUGGUCAAAAUAGGCACAGACUAAGUGAUGCCUUAUAUUUCCCCCCUGGACUUAAAGAUGUACCACUGUUUUUUUUUUUUUUUUUUUUUUGUUUUUUUUUAAUGGACAGAGUAAAUCAGAGCACAUUUUUCUAAAGGCCAACUCCUGUGCUUGGAUAUUUCACGGUGAUAGCUACCCCUACUGAGCAAAUAUAAUCUCCACAGUUUACUUUUUAAGGGUGUAGAGUAAAAGCUUGUGUUUAUUAGUGUCCCUCCGUAGAAGUUUUAUAAUGAUAUAUCUCUUGUGUUUUUUAUGACCCAUGUCAUCCACAUGAAACUCACAUUAUAGUUUGAUGCAACUUUGAAACAUAUGUUUUGUGACACCAGUCCUGGAACGCCUCCGACUCACCUCGCAUAUGUAAUGCAAUUACUGUUUGGUGAUGAAUUGGUUGCUUUCAGAACUGCUCAAUAAAUCUGAUAAUUCAUCCAAGCCUCCAUUUAAAAGCUACAUUUGGAACUGGUCGUCCUUCUCCUGCACAUCUGCUACAUGUUGCCAACAAAUAAUUUCUCCGUAUCUCCAUGUUGCUCUUAAAAAGGCAACAAGUGAUGUUUUUGGACAAACUCAUCUUCAUCAGGCCUGAAAAUUUGUGAAUUUUGUACAAAAAGAACUGCUUUACAUUUUGUGUAUUCACUUUGUCUGCAUUUAUUUUCACGUAAAGCUUCAUAUUUGACAUUAAAAAUCUCUUAGUUUGAA
Molecule: messenger RNA, 4117 nt
Organism: Stegastes partitus (bicolor damselfish)
Lineage: Eukaryota; Metazoa; Chordata; Actinopteri; Pomacentridae
Product: zinc finger protein 70-like
Exons: 3
Coding region: 93-1868 (591 amino acids)
Biological process (GO): regulation of transcription by RNA polymerase II
Cellular component (GO): PcG protein complex; transcription regulator complex; chromatin
Molecular function (GO): DNA-binding transcription factor activity, RNA polymerase II-specific; RNA polymerase II cis-regulatory region sequence-specific DNA binding
Source: RefSeq, a predicted model, not a curated record